AACCAUCUGGAAGACUGCAAUUGCUUCCGUUAUCCAAAAUCAGGGAGAUAUAGAGAUGUUCGACUCAGGUCGCUCAACCCUCUUCUGCUUCCUCCUCAUCUGCUCCACAACUCUCGUCGGCGCCACCGACCACAUUGUAGGAGCCAACAAAGGCUGGAACCCCGGCAUCAACUACACCCUAUGGGCCAACAACCAUACCUUCUACGUCGGCGACCUAAUCUCGUUUCGGUACGUGAAGACCCAGUACAAUGUGUUCGAAGUGAACGAGACGGGUUACGAUAAUUGCACCAUUGAAGGAGCUACGGGGAACUGGAGUAGCGGAAAGGAUUUCAUCCUACUCAACAAUGCCAAGCGCUACUACUUCAUCUGUGGCACUGGUGGUUGCUUCAACGGCAUGAAGGUCUCUGUUUUGGUUCAUACGCUGCCCCCACCGCCACAUGCUGCAAAUGCUGCCAACGUAUCUCCUCAAUCCUCCAAUCAAGCUGGAUUUCAGUCGGCACCGGCGGUAUUGUUUGCUUUUCUUGCUUCGCUGGUCUCGAUCUGGUUCAAUAGUAAAUAAUUUGAGGGGAAAAGAUGGUUCAGGGCCAGGCUAUCACUUUGUAUUUCCUGACACAGUCCCUCUCCUCUCUUUCCUCA
Telopea speciosissima is the source of this 636-nucleotide messenger RNA. RefSeq names its product lamin-like protein. Gene Ontology annotation, molecular function: electron transfer activity. The transcript has 2 exons. The coding region runs from base 56 to 559 and encodes 167 amino acids. NCBI's taxonomy places the organism in Eukaryota, Viridiplantae, Streptophyta, Magnoliopsida, Proteales, Proteaceae. Gene Ontology annotation, cellular component: plasma membrane. The record is from RefSeq and is a predicted model, not a curated record.